AUGGGAAGUAUAAUCCCAUCUAUAAUAACAGUACUUACAAAUGCAAUACCUUUUCGAUGGAUAAUAGCUAUUCAAAGUUCAUUGAAUCAACAAUCUCGAUUGUCACAGCGUCGAACAGAAGACACUCGUCGAGUGAUUACUAUCAUAACAAUUAAAUGUAUUUUAGCAGCUAUAAAUUCUUGGUUGAUUAAUGUUAUUUUAAGUAUUAAAUACUGUGUCUGUUCUCUUGCCAUUGGUGAUGAUUGCCCAAGUUUUUUAAGUCGUUUUAAUCGAUUAUUAGUUUUUAAUGGUUUACUGAAUUCAAUGUCAAAUAUAAUUCUUUGUUCAUGUGCAGGUAGAAGAUUUCGUCAGGAAUUAAAACAUGUUAAAUACGUGGUUAGAUACAAUAAAAAAACGUCUUCCAUGUUAUUGGUACAUUGCAUGAAAAACAUCCUUUCAAUCGAUGAGACGUUAUGA
Rotaria socialis is the source of this 456-nucleotide messenger RNA. NCBI's taxonomy places the organism in Eukaryota, Metazoa, Rotifera, Eurotatoria, Philodinida, Philodinidae. The record is from the annotation of a GenBank genome assembly.